Knipowitschia caucasica is the source of this 270-nucleotide messenger RNA. The record is from the annotation of a GenBank genome assembly. Lineage: Eukaryota; Metazoa; Chordata; Actinopteri; Gobiiformes; Gobiidae.
AUGGCUCUGUCUCACCCUCAUGGCUCUGUCUCACCCUCACGCUUCUGUCUCACCCUCACAGCUCUUUCUCACCCUCACGGCCCAGUCUCACCCUCACACUUCUGUCUCACCCACAUGGCUCUGUCUCACCCUCAUGACUCUGUCUCACCCUCACAGUUCUGUCUCACCCUGACGGCCCUGUCUCACCCUCAUGACUCUGUCUCACCCUCAUGGCCCUGUCUCACCCUCAUGACUCUGUCUCACCCUCAUGGCUCUGUCUCACCCUCAUGA